Molecule: messenger RNA, 977 nt
Organism: Cryptomeria japonica (Japanese cedar)
Lineage: Eukaryota; Viridiplantae; Streptophyta; Pinopsida; Cupressales; Cupressaceae
Product: ethylene-responsive transcription factor 11-like
Exons: 2
Coding region: 276-791 (171 amino acids)
Biological process (GO): regulation of DNA-templated transcription
Molecular function (GO): DNA-binding transcription factor activity; DNA binding
Source: RefSeq, a predicted model, not a curated record
UUCUAAAACCUCUCCUACCCUCCACUCCCCUCCCCUCUCCCUACCUUUUUGUCUGGGCUUUCAAGACACACCUUCCAAAGAAUCUCUCCCGAAAAAACUUGAUCAACAAGGAUUAAUGAUCACUCUAUGAAUGCUUCUAGAUUCAUUAACCGUCUUUGCCAUUGCUUCAUUAGCCAUUGUUGUUCUCAGCUUUAGAUCCCAUAGACUGCUCAGUGAUCAUUAAAAACCAACCUUCAUUCCAUUCAUUCCUUAGUGUAACAGAAGCCCCUCCAAGCAUGGCCUCCAAACAAGCCCAUGAGUCUCCGGAGCCAGUUCGCUACAUUGGAGUAAGAAAGCGGCCAUGGGGAAAGUUUACAGCAGAAAUCAGGAGCUUCGCACUGAAACGGCGCCUGUGGCUGGGAACUUUUGAUACAGAUCUGGAGGCAGCCCUUGCUUAUGACAAGGCUGCCAGAGCUCUGAGAGGCAAAAAGGCCAAAACCAAUUUCCCCACUCCUGGGGAAAUCGAAAGCACCGCCACAACAACCGAAGCUCACUCGUUUAAGAGACCAGCCCCUACGCCAUGGACCCAUAGUUAUCUGAGAAGGCCCACCAAUGUGGGUGAUAGCCCUUCUUCGACUUCAUCUGUCAUAACGGAUAAUGGGUCAUUUCAGACAAAACCCAACUGUCAUAAGUUAACCCUAGAUUUGAAUGUUUCUCCUCCUGAUGAAGAAGAAGAAGAAGAAGAAGAAGAAGGCGCUCGCCCUGAUGCUGACCACCCACAGAAGACGCGUUGGCUCCUCGACUCCAUAUGAUCUCAUUUGUUCCUGGCGGCUGAGGAUGGUUAGCCGUAGCUUCCUAGAUCCAACGAAAGAUGAGUUUCUGUUUAUCGCAGAUUUGAUUAUGAAUUUAUUGGAACUUUUGUUUGUCCUCACGAUUUUCUGGCGAGAUCAGAUUUUCGAUAGGAAUUUGAAUCUCGAAUGACGAUGAGUUUUUGUUUA